GGGGGUUAGGUGGGGCACGUAAUUGGAGCGCGCGGGGCAUGAUGGGGCACUUGCAGGGGCGCGAGGCUGGGUACGUAACGGGAGCGCGCGGGAAAUGAUGGGGCACCUAACGAGCACGCAGAGCAUGAUGGGGCACGGGUGCGAGGUGGGGCGCACAGUGGGAGCGCGUGGGGCAUGAUGGGACACAUGGCGAGGCCGUCAGGGCACAGGGGAAGCACUUUUGGAACACGUGAGUGACAGGGCUGCCGCCCUUGAAGGAGCCCUCGGAGUGGCUGCGUGGUGGGGCACGUGGGGCAGGUUCAGGAAAAAGGAUGCAGCAUGUGAUUGCAGGGCAACCUGGUGAGGACACGAGAGCCACUUGCCACCAGCAGGGUUCAGGGCUCCCAGCUGUGGGUUACUUCCACCUUCUUUCACUUUCCCUCUUCCAUUGUAUUCUAGAGAAUUUAGGCCCAGACAAGACACUGAUUGAUUGAUUGAUUGAUUGACUGACUGACAGAGGCUCGCUCUGAGCCCAGGCUGGAGUUCAGUGAUGGAUCUCAGCUCACAGCAGCCGCCACCUCCUGGGCUCAAGAGAUCCUCCUGCCUCGGCCUCCCAAGUAGCUGGGAUUACAGACGUGCACCACCAGGCCCAGCUAAUUUAUUUUUUAGUUUUUAAUUUGCUGGUAAGAUGGUUUGUAGCUUUGUUGCCUAGGCUGGUCUUGAACUCCUGGCUUCAAGCGAUCCCCCAGUCUUGACCUCCCAAAGUGCUGGGAUUAUAGGCGUAGGCUACAGCCAACUUUCAAUACUGCCCCAUUGGGGGUUACGUUUCCAACACAUGAAAUUAGGAGGAUACAUUCAAACCACAGCAGUAUAUUAUGACCAUAAUAUUCAUUAACUGUGUAACAGGCUGGGCGCGGUGGCUCACACCUGUAAUCCCAGCACUUUGGGAGACCAGAGUGGGUAGAUCACUCGAGGUCAGGAGUUUGAGACCAGCCUGGCCCACAUGAUGAAACCGCAUCUCUACUAAAAAUACAAAAAAUUAGCCGGUGUGGUGGCAGGCGCCUGUAACCUCAGCUACUUGGGAGGCUGAGGCAGGAGAAUCACUUGCAUCCGGGAGGUGGAGGUUGCAGUGAGCCUGAUUGCACCACUGCACUCCAGCCUGGGCAACAAGAGCAAAACUCUGUCUCAAUAAACAAACAAACAAACAAAACCUGUAUAACAGAGUGUCAUUGAAUUUCUAAACGUUGAAAGACUUCACAUUAAAAAAAAACUCACAAUUUAAUAUUAUUGAGUGAAAGAAACCAGACACAAAAGGGUACAUUCUAUAUGAUGCUGUUUAUGUGACAUUCAAAAACAGGCCACAUGACAACAUGGUAAUAAGGACAGUGGCUGUCCUUGUUAGGAGUUAUGACUGGAAGGAGGCAGGAGGGAGCUUUCUGGAAACACUCUACAUCUUGCUCUUGAGAGUGCAUGUAUAUACAUCAAGUGUUUAUCAAGCUGUGUGGUUAAGAUUUGCACACUUGUAUAUGUUAUACCUCGAUUUAAAAAAUCUAAAUAAGUAAAUAAAGAUACCUUCAAAUCUCUUAAAAAAAAAAAAAAAAAACAAGAGGCCAGUUUCGGCGGCUCACACCUGUAAUCCCAGCACUUUGGGAGGCUGAGGUAGGAGGAUUGCUUGAGGCCAGGAGUUCAAAACCAGCCCAGGCAACAAAGUGAGACCCCUGUCUCUACUAAAAUAAAUAAAACAAUAAAAUAAAAAAAAAAUUCGAGAGAUCGAACCAUCAUCUGCCAGUUUGUAUUAGAAAAAAAGAGAGAGAGAAGGAAGACUGGGUGCAAUAAGGCUCAUGCCUGUAAUCCCAGCACUUUGGGAGGCCAAGGUGGGAGGAUUGCUUGAGCCCAGAAGUUGAAGAUCAGCCUGGGCAACAAAGCAAGACCCGGUAUCUACAAAAAAAUUUUUUUAAAAUUAGCUUGGCAUGGUGGCACGUGCCUGUAGUCCCAGCUACUCAGGCAGCUAAGGUAGGAGGAUGGCUUGAGCCUAGGAGUUGGAGGCUGCAGUGAGCUGUGACCACGCCACUGCACUCCAGCCUGGGCAACAGAGCAAGACACUGUCUUCCCCUGCCCCCCAGCCCCCCACCCCCCCCAAAAAAGGAUAGUAAGAGCAAGAGAUUGAGAUUCAGAAAGAACUGUUUCCCAGCACCUGUCUGCUCCUGUCGGGGUCGUGAGGUGUGGACAGUGUGCCUAGUCCCUCUGUUUCUGCCCCUCCUCCACAGUGGCCAAGGCCAGCACUUGAAUGUUAUCAGAGCAGGCCCAACAAAGGCUGCCUCCCCAGUCCUGUGAUGUAACCCAGUUUCCACCUGAUUCUGGUGACCUUGGGGACACAGGGGUGUUGCUGGGGAAGGGGAGGAGAGAAGGGGCAGAGACCAGGCAGUGGUGCAGGCGUCCAGCUGCACUUCCCACUUCUGACUCUGUGCCUGCUGUUCCCUGCUGGGAAGAAGAAAAGCCAGUGAUGCUGGCUUGAGGCCAUAGUGGGAGGCCCAGUGGAUCCUGAGAAGCCAGGUAUUCCAAUGUCGGGCUCUUGCUGGGGGCUUCUGGUGCUUCUUCUGUCUCACUGACAAGCUUUCAUAGGGGAGCAGAUGGGAGAUCAGGGUAGAGGCCUUGUAGGUUCCAGGCUCUCUAGAAUUACCUGGGAGUGUCACCUAUAAGUGUAGAGUUCUGGGUCUCACUGGAGACCCCCUGAAGCAGAUCCUUUGAAGGUGGGCCUCUAGAAUCUCUAUUACACCUAUGCUUUCAACAGUUUCCCGAAAGUUUGGGAACUGAUCUAGAAGGUGGGGAGCUUGCCUGGGUUUUGCUGUCCAGUUCUAGGUCCGGAUGCAUGCUGGGGCUGGACCUUGCAUUAUUAGUGUCACUGCAAAUGACCCUGCAGAUGGCCCCUUUCAUGCUUGUCUCCAAAUUUGAGUAAAAAAUGUAGACACACACACACACACACACACACACACACGUAUCUUCAAGGGACCAGUUUUUUCACUGCAGUCUUUUGUUUUACAGCUGCGGAAACUGGGGCCCAAGGUCAUGUGGGUUAGGACUGGGAUCCAGGACUCAAAGUGUUUCCUCUAAAAUUCUGGUGCUCCUUAGGGUUGAGGGUGGUGGAUGAGUGCUGGACAGGGGGAGGGGAGUGGACAGGACUGAGGUCGGAUGCCUGUGUUUCAGCCCGGGCAGUGAGUGUGGAUGGCUUGGCAGGUGAGCCUGCCAGAGCUGGAGGACCGGCUUCAGUGUCCCAUCUGCCUGGAGGUCUUCAAGGAGCCCCUAAUGCUACAGUGCGGCCACUCCUACUGCAAGGGCUGCCUGGUUUCCCUGUCCUACCACCUGGAUGCCGAGCUGCGCUGCCCCGUGUGCUGGCAGGUGGUGGACGGCAGCAGUUCCCCGCCCAACGUCUCCCUGGCCCGGGUGAUCGAAGCCCUGAGGCUACCUGGGGACCCGGAGCCCAAGGUCUGCGUGCACCACCGGAACCCGCUCAGCCUUUUCUGCGAGAAGGACCAGGAGCUCAUCUGUGGCCUCUGCGGUCUGCUGGGCUCCCACCAACACCACCCGGUCACGCCCGUCUCCACCGUCUGCAGCCGCAUGAAGGAGGAGCUCGCAGCCCUCAUCGCUGAGCUGAAGCAGGAGCAGAAGAAGGUGGAUGAGCUCAUCGCCAAACUGGUGAACAACCGGACCCGAAUCGUCAUGAGUUCGGAUGUCUUCAGCUGGGUGAUCCGCCACGAGUUCCAGGAGCUGCGCCACCCGGUGGACGAGGAGAAGGCCCGCUGCCUGGAGGGGAUAGGGGAUCACACCCGUGGCCUGGUGGCCUCCCUGGACACGCAGCUGGAGCAGGCCCAGGGAACCCGGGAGCGGCUGGCCCAAGCCGAGUGUGUGCUGGAACAGUUCGGCAAUGAGGACCACCACGAGUUCAUCCGGAAGUUCCACUCCAUGGCCUCCAGGUAAUAACCUUGGAGAGAGCUCAGCCAGGGUCUGGUGGCUGCGGGCACGGGCAUCUCAGCUCCACUGGUUCCUCCAUUCAGCUUAACCAGCGCCUCCCAAGCAGCUGCCCACAGCUGGCUCUAUAACUGAGCCUGGGGAAGACAGAGGAAAGUCACGUCCCUGCCUUCAAGGGUCUCGCAGACAGGUGGGGAGGCAGAUGGUGAACUGUGGGUACCUAGAACAGCAGAAGUUCACUCAAGCUACAGAAAUACUAGAGGAGGGUAGCUCAUGCCUGCAAUCCCAGUACUUUGGGAGGCCAAGGCAGGAGUAUUGCUGGAGGCCAGGAGUUCGAGACCAGCCUGGCCAAUGUAGUAACACCCCCGUCUCUACAAAAAAUACAAAAAUAAAAAAAUUAGUUGGGCAUGGUGGCAUGCACUUAUAGUCCCUGCUACUCAUAAGGCUGAGGUGGGAGGAUUGCUUGAGCCCAAAGUUUGAUGCUGCAGUGAGUCAUGAUCAUGCUACUGCAUGAUCCAGCCUGGGUGACAGAGCGAGACCCUGUCUCAGAAAACAAAACACUAGAGGAGGAGCAGGUGUCUGGGAGGCCUGGCAGAGGGGCACACGCCUGAUGGCUGAGAAGGGCCCAGGACCCGAGUUUGCCAGGCAAGCCGAGGGAACAGUCCUGUAAAAGGGGGAGUGGCAUGCGGACUCUGGUUAUGAGAAGUUCAGGGUGGCUGGGUGUAAGGCAGGAUAUCAGGAGGAGUGGGAGCUGGGAGAGGUGGGAAAUGGCCAGAAGCAACAUCCAGGAGCACCGAGCAUCCCUUGCUUACCGUCCUCACCCUUGCGCAGCAGGCAGUAUCAGCCCUGCCUGAAACUUGCUCUGCAGAUUGUGGGAAGAGAGCGGAUCCAUGUUCUAGACCCAACAAACGAACACGUGCAGUUCCCAAGCCUUCCUCACUCCCUGUUUAUGGGAGACUCCUUGUUUCUCACAUUUCUUUUAGUCUUAGAGACAAUUUGGUCAGGAGACAUGGGUUUAAAUGAAGGCACAGAGCCUGGGCACGGCAGCUUACACCUGUAAUCCCAGCACUUUGGAAGGCCAAGGCAGAAGGAUGACUUGAGGUCAGGAGAUCAAGACCAGCCUGGCCAACAUGGUGAAACCCUGUCUCUAUGAAAAAUACAAAAAUUAGCUGGGUGUGGUGGCACAUACCUGUAAUCCCAGCUACUCGGGAGGCUGAGGCACGAGAAUCUCUUGAACCUGGGAGGUGGAGGUUGCAGUGAGCUGAGAUUGCUCCACUGCACUCCA
This is a messenger RNA of Pan troglodytes (chimpanzee), 5230 nucleotides long. Its product is annotated as tripartite motif-containing protein 73. Gene Ontology annotation, molecular function: zinc ion binding. Lineage: Eukaryota; Metazoa; Chordata; Mammalia; Primates; Hominidae. The transcript is spliced from 4 exons. Bases 3202 to 3954 code for a protein of 250 amino acids. The record is from RefSeq and is a predicted model, not a curated record.